CUGUCAGAGAGCUCCUGACAGUUCUGUCCUAACGAUUCUGACAUUAAUGAAAGAACUUGGUAAAGGGCUGAAGUGUCUUCCUGAAUUGUCACUUUUUUAAUGAAGCAUGGCUUGUGUUGAACAAGACAAGCUGGGUCAGGCAUUUGAAGAUGCUUUUGAAGUACUGAGGCAGCAUUCAACUGGAGACUUUCAGUACUCCCCAGAUUACAAAAAUUACCUGGCUUUUAUCAACCACCGUUCUCACAUCAGAGGAAAUUCCAACAGCUAUGGUAUGCAGCCUGCAGAGGAACCCAUCUAUAAUUGGAGAACAGUAAUAAACAGUUCUGCGGACCUCUAUUUUGAAGGAAACCUUCAUCAAUCUCUGCAGAACAUCCCUGAAAACCAGCUGGUACAACCUGCUCUUCUCCAGCAAAAGGGAGGAAAAGGCAGGAAGAAGCUCCGACUUUUUGAAUACCUUCACGAAUCCCUGUGUAAUCCAGAGAUGGCAUCUUGUAUUCAGUGGAUAGAUCAAACCAAAGGCAUCUUUCAGUUUGUAUCAAAAAACAAAGAAAAACUCGCCCAACUCUGGGGAAAAAGAAAAGGCAACCGGAAGACCAUGACUUACCAGAAAAUGGCCAGAGCACUGAGGAAUUAUGGAAGAACUGGGGAGAUCAUCAAAAUCCGGAGAAAGCUAACUUACCAGUUCAGUGAGGCCAUUCUCCAAAGACUGUCUGCACCUUAUUUCUUGGAAAAAGAGAUCUUCUAUUCACAGUAUGUUCAACCUGAUCAAGGAUAUCUCAGUUUAAAUAACUGGAAUGCUAAUUAUAAUUAUACAUAUGCCAAUUACCAUGAGCUAAGUCACCCUGAUUGCUAAAUAUACUCUUAACAUUUCAUAAUUUUCUGACAUCAGAAGUCCCUACAAGUUUUAAGAUUUUUCUCUAAAAGCAAAUACUGAAAAAAAAAACUUCAUGAUCGCUAUCUUUUAUGACAUAGCAUAUAAUCUAUACUAACUUGGUGAGAAAUUUUACCAGUGAACAGCUCUUUAGAAUGAUUGUCCCAUUUGAAAGUAUAGACUAAAUGUCCUUCCUCUUACGAGUAACUAUGCAAUUAUUUCUUUCUAGAUUAAUAGUGCCAGUGGAGACCAUUUGAUUCACACAUUGAUUAAACAUUAUUUUCUUGUCAUACAGUCAGACAAAAAAAAAAAAAAAAGACUAACUUUGGCAUAUAUCCAAUAGUUUUAGCAACAGAACAAAAACAGGUUGCCUGUGAUGGUGUUCCUGCUAAAUUAUAUUCAGGGUUUUAAAUUUUUCAGUGGCUAAAACUAGAACUAUUAUAUGAUCCAGCAAUUCCACUCAUGGAUAUAUAUCCAAAGAAAAUGAAAACACUAAUUUAAAAAGAUAAAUGUUCAAAGCAGCAUUUUUUUUUUUGGCUGCACUGUGGCUUGUUAGAUAUCAGUUUCCCAACUGGGCCUUUGCAGUGACAGUGCCAAAUCCUAACCACUAGACUACCAGGGAACUCUCAUAGUGCCAUUAUUUACAAUAGCCAGGAUACGGAAGCAGCCUUCUAGCUGACAGGUGAAUAAAGAGAAUGUGGUGUAUAUAUAUGUAUAUAUAUACACACACAGAAUAUAUACACACACUCAGCCAAAAAGUGAAAUCUUGCCAUUUGUAACAUGGAUGGAUCUUACUGCAAUAAGUCAGACAGAGAAAGACAAAUACUAUACCUUAUCAUUUAUAUGUAGAAUCUAAAAAUUGAAACAAAAUGAAGUAGAAACAGACUUAAAGAGAACAAAUUAGUUACCAGUAGGGGAAGGGCUGGGGGGAGGGGAGCAAGCUAGAUAUAGAGGAUUAAGAGGUACAGACUACUAAAGAUAAAAAAGAUACAAGAAUGUAAUGUACAGCACAGGGAAUGUAGCCAACAUUUUAUAAUAGCUUUGAAUAGAGUAUAACCUAGAAAAAUAUUGAAUCACUGUGUAGUACAUCUGAAACUAAUAUAAUAUUGUAAAUCAACUAUAUUUCUAUAAAAUAAAUAAAGAUUUAAAAAACAAAAA
Molecule: messenger RNA, 2029 nt
Organism: Dama dama (fallow deer)
Lineage: Eukaryota; Metazoa; Chordata; Mammalia; Artiodactyla; Cervidae
Gene: SPIC
Product: Spi-C transcription factor
Exons: 6
Coding region: 107-853 (248 amino acids)
Biological process (GO): cell differentiation; regulation of transcription by RNA polymerase II
Cellular component (GO): nucleus
Molecular function (GO): sequence-specific DNA binding; DNA-binding transcription factor activity, RNA polymerase II-specific
Source: RefSeq, a predicted model, not a curated record